AUGCCAUCCGGCGGCUGUCUCUGCGGCAAGAUCAGGUACGAGUAUGAAGGGGAGCCGUUGAAGAUUCUCACCUGCCACUGCGCUCAAUGCCACAAGUCGACGUCGACCAUGUUUAGCACUGGCAUCUUCCUGCUGGACAAGCAAUUCAAGCUGCUACUGCCGUCGUCGGACUCGGAGUCCGCCACGCUCCAGACGUACUCGUACCCGCAGACGUCGGACGGCUCCAUCCAGACCCUGCACUUUUGCAACGUCUGCAGUACCACCGUGUGGAGGACGGGAGCCGCCGACAAGUACGCCGGCAUGCUGAGCUUGCAGCUGGGAACGCUGGAUGAUCAGCAGGUCAGAAACCAGCUUGCGCCCAGCGUCGAGUACUACGCCAGCCUGAGGACAAAGUGGGUGCCCGAGAUCAAUGGGACUGAGCAGGCUGAGGGAUGCUGA
Messenger RNA from Fonsecaea multimorphosa CBS 102226, 438 nucleotides. RefSeq lists its product as uncharacterized. The transcript has 2 exons. The record is from RefSeq and is a predicted model, not a curated record. Gene Ontology annotation, molecular function: carbon-sulfur lyase activity. Lineage: Eukaryota; Fungi; Ascomycota; Eurotiomycetes; Chaetothyriales; Herpotrichiellaceae. The coding region runs from base 1 to 438 and encodes 145 amino acids.